This is a messenger RNA of Onthophagus taurus, 3734 nucleotides long. NCBI's taxonomy places the organism in Eukaryota, Metazoa, Arthropoda, Insecta, Coleoptera, Scarabaeidae. The record is from RefSeq and is a predicted model, not a curated record.
AGAUAUUCAAGAAUUCUAUGAAUUAACUCUUCUUGACGAAACCAAAUCAGUUCAAGAGAAAACUGCUGAAACCAUAAGGAUCGCCAAUAAAUGGGAGACAAACGAUGGGCCCAUAGCUCCUGGAUAUCCAAACGAUGGUUGCACUGAUGUCAGGGAAUCCUCCCUUCAAAUAAGCCAUGCCCUGCACAACCUUCAAACUCAAUCGGCCAGCAGGGAAAACAUCCAUCAAACUUAUAUUCAAAAACCCCGAUAUCAAGAAGAUGAAAUGCCACCACCUCCAUCACCGCCGAUUAUCCGCGAUCAUAUCGCCAUGGAUGGUAUGUCCAAACAUGGAUCUUUGGAACGAUGUAAUAGGAGGAAAAGUUCAGUUGAUAGAGAACAAAUUUCGUGUCCAAAGGAAACUUUUAAGGGCACAGAUAGUUGGCAAGGAAAUGAUAGUGAUCAGGCCCACUCCCCGCUUUUAAGCUCAAGCGACAUCAAACCCGUGAAUGGGGAUGAUGAUUGGGAGGAUGAAGAAAUUAUGUUGGAACGUGGAACCGCCGGUUUGGGAUUUAGUAUCGCCGGCGGAACCGACAACCCUCACAUCGGCGACGACACGGCGAUUUACAUCACAAAACUUAUAGCUGGCGGCGCUGCCUCCACCGACGGUCGCCUUAAAGUGAAUGACUCCAUUCUCCAAGUCAAUGAAGUCUCGGUGGUGAAUGUACCCCAUGCGGCCGCCGUCGAUGCCUUGAAAAAAGCCGGAAACUCCGUUCGAUUGUGGGUUCGUAGGAGGAAAUCAAGAAAUUUACGCGUUCUCGAAAUUGAGCUGGUGAAGGGAAACAAGGGUUUAGGAUUUAGCAUAGCCGGAGGGAUCGGAAACCAACAUAUUCCCGGAGACAAUGGAAUCUAUGUUACUAAGGUCAUGGAAGGGGGUGCUGCCCAAGUGGACGGACGAUUGGCUGUUGGAGAUAAAUUGGUCGGAGUUAGGGAUAGUGCUCGAGGAGAGACAAAUUUGGAAAACGUCACUCACGAAGACGCGGUGGCGACGUUAAAGACAACCCAAGAUAGGGUGGUGCUGAUCGUCGCGAAACCAGACAGUGCCUUUAUGAUGCCGGUCACCCCAGAACCUUCUUACUCACCACAAUUAUCAACAAAAGGAUCUCACGUUUACCCAGAAAGUCAUCAUUCCUCUUCUUUGGCUUUAGCACCUUCAACACCGAGGGCAGUCAGCCAAGAAGAUAUAACGCGGGACGUGAGGACUGUCGUUUUGCAAAAAGGCAAUUCCGGCCUCGGAUUUAACAUCGUCGGCGGCGAGGAUGGCGAAGGAAUCUUCAUAUCGUUUAUACUCGCCGGGGGUCCCGCCGAUUUAAGCGGCGAAUUAAAACGAGGAGAUCAAAUUUUAAGCGUUAACGGGGUUAAUUUAAGGAACGCUACUCAUGAAGAGGCUGCAUUAGCACUCAAGGGUACUAAUCAAACCGUAACAAUAGUUGUCCAGUACAGACCUGAAGAAUAUAAUCGGUUCGAAGCGAAAAUACACGAUUUGAAACAGCAAUUAGCACAGCAAGUUACUGGGACACUUAUGAAGACUACACAAAAGAAAUCUUUAUAUGUUAGGGCACUGUUCGAUUAUGAUCCCUUAAAAGAUGAUGGUCUUCCAAGUAGAGGUUUGGCUUUCCAGUAUGGGGAUAUUUUGCACGUGACGAAUGCAAGCGAUGAUGAAUGGUGGCAAGCGCGGAGAGUACUUAAUACGGGGGAUGAACAGGGAAUGGGAAUUGUCCCCUCGAAGCGGAGGUGGGAACGGAAACAACGGGCAAGAGAUAGGUCUGUUAAAUUUCAAGGACAUACUCCAGCAAUUUUAGAAAAACAAUCAACUUUAGAUAGGAAAAAGAAAAACUUUUCAUUCAGCCGGAAGUUCCCGUUUAUGAAGAGUAAGGACGACAAGUCGGAAGACGGUUCGGACCAGGAACAUUCCCAAUGUACUACCCCUAACGCCAUAGAUUCCGAUUCAAACCCAUCAUCUUUCAUGCUGUGCUAUACUCAAGAAGACGCCAACGCCGAAGGCGAAAUAUUGUAUCGCGUAGAACUGCCUUAUAUGGAAGAGAUCACGUUAAUUUAUCUGGAGAAUAAUGAUAAUACAGACGACUAUACUAACGACGAGUGCGUUCUAUCAUACGAACCAGUUCAACAGAUGCAAAUCGCUUAUACACGACCAGUUAUCGUUUUGGGACCUCUCAAGGAUCGUAUCAAUGAUGAUCUUAUAUCGGAAUUUCCAGAGAAAUUUGGUAGUUGUGUACCACAUACUACGAGACCUAAAAGAGAAUAUGAAGUGGACGGUAGAGAUUAUCAUUUCGUCGCAUCACGAGAACAAAUGGAAAAAGAUAUCCAAAAUCACUUAUUUAUAGAAGCCGGGCAAUACAAUGAUAAUUUAUAUGGAACAUCAGUGGCAUCUGUUCGUGAAGUAGCCGAUAAGGGUAAACACUGUAUUUUAGAUGUAAGCGGAAAUGCAAUCAAACGGUUACAAGUAGCGCAAUUAUAUCCAAUUGCAAUAUUUAUUAAACCUAAAUCGGUCGAGUCAAUACUUGAGAUGAAUAAAAGAAUGACUGAAGAUCAAGCGAAAAAAACGUUUGAAAGAGCUUUAAAAAUGGAACAAGAAUUUGGAGAAUAUUUUACAGCGGUUGUUCAAGGAGAUACACCAGAAGAUAUUUACGCUCAAGUAAAAGAUGUUAUUGCACAACAAUCGGGCCCAUCGAUAUGGGUACCGACGAAAGAAAAGCUGUGACGCUUAGCCCCUGCGGUGUGGACGGUUCCUCAAAUGACGCGUCACCACUGAAAUUAAUAAUUAUUGAUAACGAAGUUAAUGAAAGAAACGCAAAAUGGCGCGAAGAUGCUUGCAGGUGGGAAAACAGUAAUUAAUAAUCUCAAAGGCCCGCUCCUCCCCUAUUAAAAAAAAAAAAAAAACAAAAAUAGUUCUCGUCUCUAUCUCCUCUCUCUAUCUCUAACAUUCUCUAUUUGUAUCUUGGAGAUGCGUCGGAUUCGGUAAAAACAAAUUUAAAUUAAAUGAAAUUUGUUAUUUAAGGAAAACAAAUUAUUGCUCCCCUCAUAAAUUAAUUAGUGCUCUCUCUUUGGUAUUUGUAUACUACCAUGUUUUGAUGCAUUUUGAUUAAAUUGUUGGGAGUUGAAAAAAGCAGCGAUUUAAAAGAAAUGCGAAAACCCCUGGAACAUGGCAGUGGUAUGCCUAAAAAUAUAGUAAUAGAGAGCCGAAAUUAUUUAAAGCGACUAUCCUUUUCAAAAAAUGAUAUACUCGAGAGUAAAAAGCAACAAUCGUUUAAAUUAAAUUUUAAAAAAAAGGUACUUUAAAUUAAACUAAGAGAUGAAAAUAAUAGGCAAAUGUUGAUUAAAACCGAGCAGAGUUUUAGCCGUAAUAGUUUUAUCCAUGUGUUUUUUGUAGUGUAUGUAUAUUUGAAUUAUAUAAGAGAUUUCCCUGCCAAUAUUUAAUAUUAUAAAUAUAUAUAUUAACGAUUGAUUAUAUAAAUGAGUAAAGAAAGUAUAAAAAUUGAUUAAUAAUAUGCGACGCGAAUGUCCAUACUAUUAUUAUUAUUACUAUUAUUAUUAUCGUCGACGAUGAGAUGAUGUACAUACACACUUAAAAUUUAUCUAUGUGUAGCGAAUCAGAAGAAAGAAAUGUUAUUGUUAUUUGAGAUAAAAGUUGUGACCUAACUUAUUUGAGUUAAUAAAGAAAUUUUACUAAUAAA